GCUAUGCUGCCCGGAAGGAGUCCCAUGCCACCCUGGUGUUCCACAAUCUCCUGGGUGAAAUUGACCAGCAGUAUAGUCGCUUCCUACAAGAAUCCAACGUCCUCUAUCAGCACAACCUACGGCGGAUCAAGCAGUUCUUACAGAGCAGGUACCUGGAGAAACCAAUGGAGAUUGCACACAUUGUUGCCCGCUGCCUCUGGGAAGAGGGACGGCUCCUGGAGACGGCAACGGCAGCAGCACAGCAAGGACAGGCAAACCAUCCUACAACUGCCGUGGUGACAGAGAAGCAGCAGAUGCUGGAGCAGCACUUGCAAGAUGUGAGGAAGAGGGUGCAGGACUUGGAGCAGAAGAUGAAAGUUGUGGAAAACCUCCAAGAUGACUUUGACUUCAACUACAAGACUCUGAAGAGCCAAGGUGACAUGCAAGAUCUGAAUGGGAACAACCAGUCGGUGACGCGGCAGAAGAUGCAGCAGCUGGAACAGAUGCUGACAGCGCUGGAUCAGAUGCGUAGGGGAAUUGUCAGUGAGCUGGCCGGGCUCCUGUCAGCCAUGGAAUAUGUGCAGAAGACCUUAGUGGACGAGGAGCUGGCUGACUGGAAGAGGCGGCAGCAGAUCGCCUGUAUCGGUGGCCCGCCCAACAUCUGCCUUGAUCGCCUUGAGAACUGGAUAACAUCCCUGGCAGAGUCACAACUGCAAACCCGGCAGCAGAUCAAGAAGCUUGAGGAACUCCAGCAGAAGGUCUCCUACAAGGGAGACCCCAUCGUCCAGCACCGACCCUUACUGGAGGAGCGUAUUGUGGAGUUAUUCAGAAACCUCAUGAAAAGUGCGUUUGUGGUGGAGAGGCAGCCCUGUAUGCCAAUGCACCCCGAUCGUCCACUGGUUAUCAAAACGGGCGUACAGUUCACAACGAAAGUGCGGUUAUUAGUGAAGUUCCCUGAGCUGAACUACCAGCUGAAAAUCAAAGUCUGCAUUGACAAAGAUUCUGGUGAAGUAGCUGCACUCCGUGGGUCCCGGAAAUUUAAUAUCCUGGGCACAAACACCAAAGUGAUGAACAUGGAGGAGUCCAACAACGGAAGCCUGUCUGCAGAAUUUAAGCACCUGACGUUGCGGGAGCAGAGAUGUGGUAAUGGAGGAAGAGCCAACUGCGAUGCUUCACUAAUUGUCACGGAAGAGCUCCAUCUCAUCACAUUUGAGACAGAAGUUUAUCAUCAGGGCCUGAAGAUUGACUUAGAGACUCACUCGCUUCCGGUGGUGGUGAUCUCCAACAUUUGCCAGAUGCCGAAUGCCUGGGCAUCGAUCUUGUGGUACAACAUGCUGACAAACAACCCCAAGAACGUAAACUUCUUCACCAAGCCACCCAUCGGGACUUGGGACCAGGUAGCCGAGGUGCUUAGCUGGCAGUUCUCCUCCACCACCAAACGGGGGCUCAGCAUAGAGCAGCUGACAACACUUGCCGAGAAACUGCUUGGGCCAGGUGUCAAUUACUCCGGAUGCCAGAUAACAUGGGCAAAAUUCUGCAAGGAGAACAUGGCAGGCAAAGGCUUCUCUUUCUGGGUCUGGCUAGAUAACAUCAUUGACUUGGUGAAGAAGUACAUCUUGGCCCUCUGGAAUGAAGGGUACAUCAUGGGAUUCAUCAGCAAAGAGCGUGAGAGGGCCAUUUUGAGCACAAAGUCACCGGGCACCUUCCUGUUGCGUUUCAGCGAAAGCAGCAAGGAAGGUGGAAUCACCUUCACAUGGGUGGAAAAAGACAUCAGUGGGAAGACACAAAUCCAGUCAGUGGAGCCGUACACCAAGCAGCAGCUGAACAGCAUGUCCUUUGCUGAGAUCAUCAUGGGCUACAAGAUCAUGGAUGCCACCAAUAUCCUGGUCUCCCCACUUGUUUACUUGUAUCCUGAUAUCCCCAAGGAAGAGGCCUUCGGAAAGUACUGCCGCCCUGAGAGCCAGGAGCACCCUGAAGCUACCGACCCAGGUAGCACUGCUCCCUAUCUAAAGACCAAAUUCAUCUGUGUGACUCCAACAACUUGCAGUAGCACCAUUGAGCUGCCCAUGUCUCCUCGCACACUUGAAUCCCUGAUCCAUUUUGGCAAUAAUGGUGAAGCAGCAGAGGGAAAUCCUAGUGGUCAAUUUGAAUCCUUGCAGUUUGACAUGGAGCUGACUCCUGAAUGUGCCUCCUCACCCAUGUGACCAGCCCCGCCUAGUCAGCUGACCGUUUCUGGCUUCCUGGUUUGAAACUGCUCCUCCACCCGUGCAGUCACAGAGCCCAAUCGCACAGGCACCAGCUUGGCAAGAGCCACGUGAUUGGGGGUUCUCCUCUGGCCCGCUCGAGUGUGCUGUUGCUGGCAGCUCCUCGCCUGACUAGAGGGGAAAGUCCUGUUUUUAGUUUUUGAAAAAUUAUUUUUCCUUAUGUAUAAAGCUAUUUGUUUAAGGAGUCUCUGUGUGUACGUGUUUUUGGUAGACCAAGUGCCUCUUUGCAUCCGUUCUUCAGCUGCUUUUUUUGGCCUCCUGUACAAAUCUGCUGCAUGCCACAAAAUACUGUCUCUCUGGCUCAUGCUAGCAUCCAGGCUUAUGCAGUAACAAAGAGACUGAGUCGUCUUAAUGCGCAAGUAGGGUUGUUUUUCCCCAAAUAAGUUGUGCAUCAACCCAGGGAGAGCAGAUAGGGCAACAUUUUUCAAUUGGCAUUUUUUCAUUCCCUAGUAAAAAUCCCUUUUAUGUUUGCUCUGCCUUCUGCUUUGCUAAGUGGUACAAAAAUUAACAUAAAAAAUAGUACAACAGUCCUGUGAGGUAGGCAGCUCUCAUGCUAUGUUCAGGUCACCUGAUCACUUUGUAUUUUGAUGCUGGUGCCAGGAACUCUACUCCCUGAGUGUUCUGGUCUUAAUGAUGGGGGAGAGAGACCAAGAGAAUGGUGUGCUAUCAGUGCGGUGCAGUAUAACCAUGUUGGAGGUGGGAUUUGAAUCUAGGACAUCCAGAUCAAAUUCACGUUCUCCACAGAUCUCUCGUUGUGUAGUUGGGGGCAGUUUACUAGGCUUCAUUGCAUGAACCGGGCCAUUGUUUUUCCUUGCAAGAUGCAUAUGUUCUCAUGUCAUCUGUAGUAAAAGACACGCCCUACACAAUUCUGAGUCUCAUCAGCAUUCUUGGUGCCAUCUGUGUGCCUCUUGCUGUGGCUUUGUGGCUUACGCUUGGCAGUACCUGAUGCCCUCUGCUUGGUUGGGAUGGUGGCACUCCAGUGCAGGUCAAGAAAAUUCCAGUGAUGCUGAGUGGGUAGGCAAGUAGCUGAGACUUGCAACUACCAAGUCCCUGUGGGAGCAAGAGAAAACCAUAGGGACAAGUUCUCCAGUAUUAGUUAGCCGAGGUGGCUGGACAGGAGGUGAAGGAGGUCAUAGCCAAAGCUUUUAGGUUAACCUGUUCCCUACUGUAAUGUUUGCGUUAGGGGCAGAAUUGCCUCCUUUUUUUAAAAUACCAAACUAGAAGCAUUUGGACCAGAGCAAAGCUGCCCUGGUUUAUUCUAACCAAAUAGCUUAUUUGUGCCACUUUGCGCCUUAUAUUGAGCAUACCCUCGUCCCUUUUCUCCUCUCUGUAUGCUGUCUAGAUCAUAAAGGUUUUAACUUUUUUUGUAUAUUUUAUUGCUGUAUCUACAAGCUUCAACUUUCUCUAAAAUAAAUGUUCCAAUGCCA
This is a messenger RNA of Sphaerodactylus townsendi, 3670 nucleotides long. It is a transcript of the gene STAT3, whose product is annotated as signal transducer and activator of transcription 3. Gene Ontology annotation, molecular function: DNA-binding transcription factor activity, RNA polymerase II-specific; RNA polymerase II cis-regulatory region sequence-specific DNA binding. The record is from RefSeq and is a predicted model, not a curated record. Gene Ontology annotation, biological process: growth hormone receptor signaling pathway via JAK-STAT; defense response; regulation of cell population proliferation. Lineage: Eukaryota; Metazoa; Chordata; Lepidosauria; Squamata; Sphaerodactylidae. The transcript has 22 exons. The coding region runs from base 165 to 2183 and encodes 672 amino acids.